This is a messenger RNA of Juglans microcarpa x Juglans regia, 1191 nucleotides long. RefSeq names its product bZIP transcription factor 53. The record is from RefSeq and is a predicted model, not a curated record. The transcript has a single exon. Gene Ontology annotation, cellular component: nucleus. Gene Ontology annotation, molecular function: transcription cis-regulatory region binding; DNA-binding transcription factor activity. The coding region runs from base 543 to 980 and encodes 145 amino acids. Lineage: Eukaryota; Viridiplantae; Streptophyta; Magnoliopsida; Fagales; Juglandaceae. Gene Ontology annotation, biological process: positive regulation of DNA-templated transcription.
UGCACACGUUUUCCCCUAUAAAACCACCAUCGUCUUACCUAGUUAACCUUCUUUCGCCUCACGUCUCGCCCAUUCGCUUGAUUUCUGCCUCCCCUACUCCUUUCUUCCCAUACCUUUUAAGCUUUAGGAGAUCUGUUUUCCCGGCCCCCUGAUUAUUCGAUUAAUCUUGCCAUAGCUAUUCGUGUUUUCCGAUUGGGGUUCUGAUCUGAGCCUAAUCUCUGGGAUUUGACACAAACCAUUCGGGUUUAGGUUUCGAUUGCGUCGAUGAAGUUAGAUUUUAUAUGACAUUUAACGUCCUCAUGCGUCGCGUUCGUUUGCUACACUCGUUCUCGGUUGUGUUUCUCUACUGGUUCUACGUUUUCUCAUGAAUCAAUUCCCGAUCUGAAGAAACAUUUCUAUCAGAUUGACCGUCAUUGAUUUAUAGGUAGCCUAACUCUUAGAACCCUAAUUUCUGUUUGUUUCACAAAUUUCUGAUCCAAAUUCGUUCAAUUAAUAAGUAAGAGCGCCGUUUUGGUAAUUUCCUUUUGAGGGGAAAUAUAUUGAUGGCUUCGGUUCAACGAUCUGCGAGUUCCGGAUCCGAUGGUGGUGACCCGCGUUUUGCGGUCGACGAGAGGAAGAGGAAGAGGAUGCUGUCGAACCGCGAAUCGGCUAGGCGGUCACGGAUGAAGAAGCAGAAGCAGAUGGAGGAUCUGACGAACGAGACCAGCCGGUUGCAGAUGGCGAACAACCAGCUGGUGCAGAGCAUCAACGUUAAGGAGCAAGCCUACGUGGCGAUCGAGUCCGCGAACAAUAUCCUCCGGGCCCAAGUCAUGGAGCUUACCGAUCGCUUGCGGUCCUUGAACUCAGUGCUUCAGAUUAUAGAGGAAGUGAGCGGGUUCUCGGUGGAUAUUCCGGAGAUACCAGAUCCGCUGAUGAACCCGUGGCAGCUCCACCAUCAGAUGCAGCCGAUCGUGGCGUCCGCCGACAUGUUUCUGAGUUGAUAGAGAAUAUCCACAGGCUCGGCCCUUUGGUGCGAGUCAUUUUGUUUUCUAGCUUGAUGUGUGUCGUUUGGACUGAAAUAAUGGAGUGCACCGUGUGGCACAGAGCUUAAACAUGUUUGUGGGUGUUGUUUAAUUUGGUCUCCUGUUUGGUAUGUAAAAAGAGUUGUUAUCGUUGUGUUCAUGAGAAUGUGAUGUUUCUUUUUCAAUGAUA